AUGCUUUGCAUGAAAUUUUUAUCAAUAUUAUGUGUUUUAUUUAAUUUAGCUCUCAGUUUCAAAUUAGAAGCUGAUUUAGUUGUCAGAGAAGACAACAGUGAUAUUGUUUCCAAUAAUGGAACCAAAUAUAAAGGUAUCAACCUUGGUGGUUGGCUUGUUACUGAACCUUAUAUUAGCCCAUCAUUGUACAAAGAUGCUAUUGAUCUUGCAAAGAAGAAAGGGUCAAAUAUCAAUGUCACUAACGAAUAUACUCUAUGUGAAGCAUUAGGAUACGAUGAUGCCAAAAAAUUGUUAGAUAAACAUUUUAAGACUUGGAUUACUGAAGAAGAUUUCAAGAAAAUUAGUGAAGAGGGUUUUAACUAUGUUAAGAUUCCAAUUGGUUAUUGGGCUUGGAAGGUAGACAAUACCACUAAUUUGUAUCCUGGAAAUUAUACUUUCAAUGAUCCAUACGUGAACAGCAUUCAAAGAGAUUGUUUGGAUAAUGCUUUAGAGUGGGCUUUGAAAUAUGAUUUAAAAGUUUUAGUUGAUCUGUAUGCAGUUCAAAAUUCUACAAACUACUUUUAUGAUAUCUCUGAUUUAUUAACUGCUUUUUGGACAAAAGAAAAUUCCACUGAGGUUACUUCUCAAAUUCUAAAUGAUUAUUUUGAAUAUAUGUUGAAUUUGAAAAAUUCAUCCUCUCUUUCCGGUAUAGAGGUAACAUUUGCACCAAUAACUGUUACUCAAGUGUCUGAUGACCGUCUUGUCAACUUUUAUGUCGACCUUUUUACAUCUUACCAGACAAUAAAGGAUGGUAUCAAGGAACCUAACCCAAAUGUAACUUUCAGAAUUCAACCAGGUUUUGGUAUAGUCGACUUAACUUCUCAAGAUUUAGAUCAACAAUUACAUAACAGCUCUAGUCCAUAUUAUAAGGGCGAAGGAUAUAUUUCUGAUUCACGUUUAGUUGAAGCAGAUGAGGCUGUAUUCAGAGGUUUCAACGCACAAUUUUAUGCCAAUGGCCUAAACAAAUCCAUUGAAAAUAUUGAGACAAUUGCAAGAGGUUUAUCAAAAGAUUCGAACUUCCCUAUAAACUACAUCGGUGGAUGGAGUGGUGCUAUAUCUGAUUGUGCGACAUGGUUAAACGGUAUUAAUACUGGGGCAUUGUAUGAUCAGACAAUCUAUAGGAACCCCACUGAUCUUGAUGCUGAAUCAACCUAUGGUUUCCGUGCUAAGACCUGUGUUUCUCAAAACUCCAUUGAUAAGUGGCCUGAAGAAUAUAAAAUUCAAGUCAGAAAGUUCAUUGAAGCACAAUUAUCAAAUUAUUAUACAAAUACAAAAGGUUGGUUUUUCUGGAAUUGGAAAACAGAAAGUGCAGCUGAAUGGGAUUAUCAAAAAUUAAGAAAGUAUGAUUUGUUUCCUCAUCCAUUUGAUAAUUUUACUUAUUAUAAUAGAAAUGGCGAUUUAAAAUUGUCUAUUACUGAUGAAGAAAAUUCGUCUUCUGCUCUUUCUUCAUCUCUAUCAAUGAAUAGCAGCGAUUCAAGUUCUUCUAGUAUCCUUAGUUCCACAACAACUGUAGAUAGCGCCAAUUCUUCUGUUCAAACUCAAGAAUAUAACAGCACCACUCUUACCCAAGAGAAUAGCUCAACUACUUUUAUUCAGAGCACUGACGAUUUCACUACUAGUAUGAUCUCCAUUAUAAGCACAACCUCUGGUAGUUCCAAUUCAAGGGCUACUACUGAAAGUGUUAGCUCUACAACGUCAACAUUAACUGGUGGUUCUAGAGUUUCAACUCAAACUAGCAAUUCUACUACAUCCACUCAAGCUAUCAAUAAUGUAGAUUCCAACAGAAAUGGUUCCUCUUCUAUUAAAGAUCAUGCAAUUUUGAACUCCAUUUUGCACUUGAGCUUAAUCUUGACUUUCAGUAUAAUUUUCUUAUCCUCUUUCUUUUAG
Vanderwaltozyma polyspora DSM 70294 is the source of this 1926-nucleotide messenger RNA. Its product is annotated as exoglucanase repeat family protein. Lineage: Eukaryota; Fungi; Ascomycota; Saccharomycetes; Saccharomycetales; Saccharomycetaceae. The record is from RefSeq and is a predicted model, not a curated record. Gene Ontology annotation, cellular component: extracellular region; cell surface. Gene Ontology annotation, molecular function: glucan exo-1,3-beta-glucosidase activity. The coding region runs from base 1 to 1926 and encodes 641 amino acids. The transcript has a single exon. Gene Ontology annotation, biological process: glucan catabolic process.